Molecule: messenger RNA, 1111 nt
Organism: Drosophila ananassae
Lineage: Eukaryota; Metazoa; Arthropoda; Insecta; Diptera; Drosophilidae
Exons: 2
Coding region: 126-1061 (311 amino acids)
Biological process (GO): hemolysis in another organism
Source: RefSeq, a predicted model, not a curated record
AGCUGCGGAACUGCGGAACUGCGGAACGGAGAUCGGUGCUGUUUCUCACACGGCUAUUAUACGGACAUACAGAUAUACACACAUACCUUCAUAGGGACGGCCUGGAACGGAGGAGAGUAGAGAGAAUGGGUAGCUUCCACAAGGAGAUGUACAAGGACCUGGAGUGCGGGCUGCUGGGUAUUUCGAGGAUUAUGGAGAGGUACCGAUGCGAGUGGGACAGACGAGUGAAGUUCGCGGAACUGCAAUGGGCCAUCGACGAAGUCCGUCGAUAUGUUGGGCCGGGAUAUGAGGGAAGAGCCAGGGAGAGGAUAGAACGGUUGGAUCUUUUGAGUCGCACGGCCCGGAGCAACUACCAGGAAGGGGUGGGCCUGAUGUUCAAGUGGUGUGUCAGAGCCGGCAGGCAGUUCCAGAUGGCCCUGAAUCUCGCCAGCGAGGAUCCGUCGAAGGCGGACCUGGACAUCAUUAGGGGGGUGAUAGUGAGCGCGGUGGAGGUCGGUCUGGACAGGGCGCUGGCGUCGCUGGAACUGUUGAACGAUUCCCAUUUGGAGGUCUCCCAGGCAAAGGACCUGUUGCAUUCCAUUUUGCACGACGUGGUCGAUGACUUUGGUCCCAGCGGGCUCUACGGAAGAAGGAGGGGAAGCCUGCAGGCGUUGAUGGAAGAAGAACAGUCGGAAAAAAAUAGGAUCGGAAUAUCAUCACUUGUAGUAGCCUUCGUACCCUUUGGAGCAGCGAUCUCUCUUCUGGGAAUCCUUGCUAUUAAGGCGUGCGAGGAGCGGAUACAAUCGUACAAAAACCGGAUAGAUAACAUGGAGUCGCUCUACUGGAGCUCGAAGAGGGCACUGGAAGAGGCCAGGCAAGUAGUCAAGGACGGGAUCGAGCUGCAGCUGGACGAGGACAUAAGACACCUAACAGUUCUCAAAGCAAAAAUCGAUGAGGCCCACCUUGCAAGGACCUUUCUGAAGUCCAAGAACCCCGACAUCCGAGCUCUAUUCGUUCCGGUUCUAGGGAAACUGAGGGAGCAGUGCCAGAGCUUCGUCGAGUGGCAUGGCUCGAUGGAAUGAUGGAAUUCUUAUAUUUGUUAUAUUGUUCCCAAAUAAAGGAGACUGCAGCU